GAAUCUCGCUGAAGGAAUACGUUGAUAGGCUGAGCCGUGCCCCCUUGACACUUUCUUGCAGGAACUAGGUGACCGGUCAAGUGAAUGACAUACUGAUCUGAUAUCCCUAGACAAGUGCAUCCCCUCCUGACCUGCUUCACCUCAGUAUAUUCCUGAUUAAGGGCUAAUCUGCACCAUGUUGCCAAAUACAGGAAAACUUGCAGGGUGCACUCUUUUUAUCACCGGCGCCAGCCGUGGAAUUGGCAAAGCCAUUGCCUUAAAGGCGGCAAAGGAUGGCGCAAAUAUUGUGGUAGCCGCUAAAACAGCCGAGCCUCACCCUAAGCUUCCAGGAACCAUCUAUACAACAGCCAACGAAAUUGAAGCUGUGGGGGGAAAGGCUUUACCGUGUAUCGUUGAUGUGAGAGAUGAGAAGCAGAUCAGCGACGCGGUGGCAAAAGCGGUGAAAACAUUUGGAGGCAUAGAUAUUUUGGUGAACAAUGCUAGUGCCAUCAGUUUGACCAACACUCUUGAUACCCCAAUGAAGAAAGUGGAUCUCAUGAUGGGCAUUAACACCAGGGGAACAUAUCUUACGUCAAAGGAAUGCAUCCCUUUCUUAAAGAAAAGUAAAGUGGCACACAUUCUGAAUUUAAGCCCACCAUUAAACCUAAACCCAAUCUGGUUCAAGAAUCACUGUGCUUACACCAUUGCAAAGUAUGGGAUGUCCAUGUGUGUACUUGGGAUGGCCGAGGAGUUCAAAGGAGAAAUAGCUGUCAAUGCCUUGUGGCCCAAAACAGCUAUACAUACAGCUGCUAUGGACAUGUUGGGCGGAUCUGGAGUGGAAAAACAAUGCCGAACCACUGACAUCAUAGCAGAUGCAGCUUACUCCAUCCUCACUAAGCCAAAAGACUUCACAGGAAAUUUCGUCAUUGAUGAGGAACUACUGAAACAGGAGGGAGUUAAGGAUCUUGAUGUCUACGCAGUUUCUCCAGGACACCCUUUACUUCCAGAUUUCUUCUUGGAUGAUAGUCCAGGCACGAUUAAAAGUGCUGUAUUUGGUGAUGGCAAAUCAGAGGCACCACCCAAGGCCAUUGGCCAGCUGGAGGAGACUUUUACGCUGAUUGAAAAAUUUAUCAAUGAAGAUGCUGUGAAGUCUACCCAAGGCAUAUACCAGUUUGUCCUCUCUGGGGCAGAUGAAGGGAAGUGGUUCCUGGACCUAAAAAAUGACAAGGGUGGAGCUGGAAAAGGGGAGCCUACGCAUAAAGCAGAUGUGAUCAUGAGCAUGGACAGUGAGGAUUUUGUAAAGAUGUUUACAGGGAAGCUGAAACCUACAAUGGCAUUCAUGAGUGGGAAACUGAAGAUCAAAGGCGAUAUGGGUUUGGCUAUGAAACUGGAAAGACUUAUGGGUAAAAUGAAUUCCAAAUUGUAAAAACAUUGGCAACAAGACAGUGAGCUAAUUAAACAAAAAGCUGCACGUUUUGUAAAAGCACUUCUACCAGGUAGCAACCAUGGUCUGUACAGCGUGACCGAAUGUAACCUAUAUGAAUAAAUGUGUCUUUUGUAACUUUCUAUAUACCAGUUCAGUGGUGACACUGAUGUAUACAUGUUAUAAUAAGGGUUGUUGUUCCAUCAAAACCGAUAUUGUGUGCUUUAAAACAAAUAACAAUUUCUGGAUUAAAAAAUAAUUAAUUUGUCUAA
This is a messenger RNA of Spea bombifrons (plains spadefoot toad), 1674 nucleotides long. RefSeq names its product hydroxysteroid dehydrogenase like 2 (gene HSDL2). Bases 176 to 1405 code for a protein of 409 amino acids. The record is from RefSeq and is a predicted model, not a curated record. The transcript is spliced from 12 exons. Lineage: Eukaryota; Metazoa; Chordata; Amphibia; Anura; Pelobatidae. Gene Ontology annotation, cellular component: mitochondrion.